AUGGCCCCGACCGAGGUAUUGGCGGAGCAGCAUUUCAGGACGGUGCGAGGGUUGUUGAACGAAUUCGAGAACCCGGUACAGCAAGAUAACGUGAUUACGGUUUACCUGCCCAAUAUGCGCCGUCCCUUUACCGCGGGACUGCUUACGGGCAGCACACGCGCGCGAGUUCGGAAAGAAGUUUUGCGGAUGGCUUCUGAGGGGCACAUGGAUCUGUUGGUGGGAACGCACGCGCUGAUCCAGGAAGGUGUGGAAAUUCCUAAUCUGGCGCUUGCGAUAAUGGACGAACAGCAUCGAUUUGGCGUCGCGCAGAGAUCGACGCUGCGCAAUCAGGGAGAGGAACAACCGCAUUCGCUGAUGAUGUCAGCAACUCCCAUCCCGCGGACGUUGCAACUCACCCUCUAUGGGGACCUGGAUGUGUCGCUGAUAGAAGAACUGCCGCCGGGCCGUCAGGAGAUUCUGACCAGAAUCGUGCCGGAGGAUAAACGUCAGGCGGCAUAUUCAUUCGUUCGGCAGCAGGUCGCGGCCGGCAGACAGGCUUUUAUCAUCUGCCCGCUGGUGGAAGAAUCCGAUAAACUGGACGUGAAGGCGGCGGUGGACGAGCACAAACGGUUGUCGGGUGAAGUAUUUGCAGACCUGCGGGUGGGAUUGUUGCACGGAAGAAUGCCGGGACGCGAAAAGGACCGUGUGAUGAGACAGUUUCGCGAUGCAGACCUGGACAUUCUGGUCGCAACGGCAGUGGUGGAAGUGGGGAUAGAUCUGCAUCAAUUUCGGGGUCGCGUUGGGCGCGGGGAAUACAAAAGUUACUGCCUGCUGAUGUCGGAGUCCGAAUCGGAACGGGCAUUGGAGCGGCUGGCAGCUUUGGAAUCAACGCGGGACGGUUUCCAGUUGGCACAGAUCGAUUUGCAGAUACGCCAUGAAGGAGAUAUCUUCGGCACAUCUCAAAGCGGCGAACAAACGGCCCUGCGCAUCGCCAAUCUAUUUGACCAGGAUCUGAUGGCGCUGGCCAGAAGAGAAGCCGCCAAUAUCAUGGAGGCCGACCCGGAACUAACCGAUCCCAGGCAUGCUGGCGUUGCCGAGGAACGGGACCGGUUCCUGACCCGCGCUGAGCAGCAUAUCGGGGAUUAG
Messenger RNA from Geodia barretti, 1125 nucleotides. Lineage: Eukaryota; Metazoa; Porifera; Demospongiae; Tetractinellida; Geodiidae. The record is from the annotation of a GenBank genome assembly.